This is a messenger RNA of Dendronephthya gigantea, 1401 nucleotides long. RefSeq names its product E3 ubiquitin-protein ligase TRIM33-like. Bases 1 to 1401 code for a protein of 466 amino acids. Gene Ontology annotation, biological process: positive regulation of DNA-templated transcription. Gene Ontology annotation, cellular component: chromatin; nucleoplasm. The transcript is spliced from 4 exons. The record is from RefSeq and is a predicted model, not a curated record. Gene Ontology annotation, molecular function: zinc ion binding; ubiquitin-protein transferase activity. NCBI's taxonomy places the organism in Eukaryota, Metazoa, Cnidaria, Anthozoa, Malacalcyonacea, Nephtheidae.
AUGGCAAAUGUUGCAUCCGACGUUGGUCCUAAAGACGAUAUCAAAGAUCUUCUCACGUGUUCGUUGUGCUCGAAUAUUUUACAUGAUCCAAGAAGCUUAACUUGCCUUCAUGAUUUCUGUAAAGGAUGUUUAGUGAAGUAUGUUGAACGCCUCCGUGGUGAGGAUCAGAACAUUGAGACAUUUCCAUGUCCCCGAUGUCACUCAGAGUUCACGCUCAAAACAAACCAAGAUAUCAGUGGAAUGGCGAGCAACUGUUUUAUUAAAAACAUGUUGGAAAAUAUGGCGAUUCAACAAAAGGCAAAAGCGUCCACCGCAUGUUCACGUUGCCAAGAACCUGCCAUCAAUCACUGCGCGACAUGUGAGGUGUUUUUUUGCAAGAAAUGUUCGGAUGCCCAUGGCAGUUGGCUGGUGACGAUGAAGCAAGCAAGUCACGAUGUUCUGUCCAUGGAAGAAUUGAUCAAUCCAGAAAGUCAAGUUAAGAUUAAGAGAAAGCUUUACUGCGCGAAACACGAAGGAGAAAUGCUUAAAUAUUAUUGUGAGACUUGCAAGGAACUUUGCUGUAUCGACUGUGUCGUGUUAAAUCACCAGAAACCAGAGCAUUCUUGUAUGGCAGUGAGCGGUGAUGCACAAAAACAAAGAGAAACCUUGCAGUCAAGCUCCACGAUCCUUGAUGAAAAAGUAUCGGAAGGGAAGGGCGCGUUAAAAAACGUCUGUGAGGUGAUGAAGGCUCUCAAAAAGAAUGCUGAGUCUGCCAAAGACCAAAUCGAAGAGCAGAAACAAAAUAUUUUAAAGAUUAUAACCGAUGAACUCUGUGAAAGAGCGAAGAAAAUGAACGAGGAAGUGGACAAGUUUUAUAAAGAAUUGUACAGUGAACUGAGCGGGCAACACGAUGGAAUUAAAGAUUUCCUUGAUAAAGUACAAGCUUCAGUUUCCUUGCCAAGAAAUCUCUUAAAAAGAGGAAGUGUUGAAGAAAUUCUCUCAUUGCAAAAAGUGAUUGAUGAAAAUAUUGAGAAGCUGAGAAGCGAACAACCGAAGGAUCUGACCCCAGUAAAUGAUGGAGGCAUUCGGUUCGUACCUGGUGAUAUUGGUAGCAUCAAUGUGGAUGAAAUUGUUAGUAUAAUUGGGCACAUUGAAGGUGAUUCGACAGUGUCGUCAAUCGAGGCAAAUCUAAGUUCAUCGAAUAUUUUAAAUGGAGAGGUUUCUCUAAUGAAACAACUACAAGAAUGGUUGGGAAGCAAGUGUAAAUUCGAUCUCUGUUACCGUGCUUCUAGAGAUGGUUGGAUGGCCCAGGAUUUUCACUCACAUUGUGACAAUAAAGGACCGACUGUGGUUUUGGUGAAGGCCAAUAAUUGUAUCUUUGGUGGAUACACCGAUCAAAACUGGGUGUCAGAAGAUAUAUAA